AUGCCUGACAUCAAUGCCCGUGUAAAUGAGGAGAUAGAUGCGCAUCGACGACGGGACUCGACCGUUUUUGCUUCCAGGGAUUCUCUGCAAUCCGGGGAGUACCUCUCACUACUGGUGAUAAUCUGUUCCGUCGAUCCAUCAUUGCCAUCAAUCAGUCCGGAAAACUACUUUGCACUCUGUGCGAAGUCUAUCGAGCUCUCUGAGUUACUUCUGCUCGCAUACAGGUCGGGAUCAUUCACGCAAUUGGCUCGCCACCCAUCUCUUCGUAUUUUUGCACCCUCAGUGACAGAUGGCAAUGCACGUAUAGCUGGGGGGUCCCAGCCGCUCGUAAAGUCUCUUAGCAACCGAAGCCUCCUAGCGGCUUUCCAGGAGCCUUACGUCGGCACAGUGCACAAGUGUUUCGUCGAGGCCUUGGAUUCCUAUCUGAAUCUCCCAAACGAGAAAAAGCUUUACAUGAGAUCUAUAUCUGUCGUGCAAUCCUCAGGAAUGGGAAAGUCGCGUAUGAUAGACGAGGCAGCCAACCUUGUUUUCACUAUUCCGGCGAAUAUCCGUGAAGCACUGCCCGAGGGAAUAGCAACUUAUCCUCCUCCGGAUGUACGGCUUCGUGCAUACUUUGAAUAUCACUAUAACAAAAGUGACCAGCUCCUCCAAGCUGAAUAUGCGAUAUUACUCAAGCACAUGUUUGCUACUGCGACUGCCAGAGUGCCAAUUGUGGCCAGAGAUCGGAAAGGAAGUGAACUGGCAACUGCAUGGGCAAGUUACCUCAAGGAUGGACAAGCCGAUGAGGGAGUCGGAGGAAACCGCGAAGCGUUCUACGAGGCAGCAUUGACUGCUGCUGAAAAGGAUAGGAAGCUGGUUUGUGAAGAUGACGACGUAUUGAAACGUCCUGGUUUUCUGGACACGCUGUUUCAGGAGAUGAAUGCCAGUGCCGAACAGAUGAUCCGUACAUUAGGGCCAAGUUCGUCUGCUGACAAAACCCAAUGCCUGUUAUACUUUGACGAAGCACACUCCCUUACCGAACCUCCGAAAGUCGUCAGCGAAGUGCGCACACGCAGCCCCUAUCAAAACCUGGGAACAGUCUUGUCGCAGCUCGUUGACCUGCCGAUCUUCUUUGUUUUCUUGUCGACCAACAGUCACCUGCAGAAAUUUGCACCCUCGGCCAGAGACCACCCUUCGCUUCGUGCUUCGAAGGGUCAAUAUCUUAUCCCUCCAUUUACCGAGCUUCCAUUCGAUGUCUUUACCGACCAAGUCCUCAAGAAGAUGAAAGGCUCCAACGAGCCCCGUUCGCUUCGUAACGCAUGCACAAUUGAAGUGAUGUCAAGCAUGGGUCGCCCGCUGUGGUUCGUACAUCAUAAGCUGUUGGAAGAGCAAAAAAGGACACGACAGCGGCGAUCGGUGGACGCCGUUGUCUCCAUGGCCUACGAGAAACUAACCAGCGGGGGUGCCCCCUCGCGAACCUCCCAGGCCGAACUUGCUGCACUCAGCGUUCGGAUUGGAAUAGCCUUCGAGUCUAUGAACCCUGCUGCUCGCGAAACCGAGUCGCAGCAAGUUGAGCGCCACAUGCGUAUCGUGUAUGCUAUCCCUGAGCAUCGGGAAUACAUGCGAACUGGAACAUCAUCAGAGCCCGUGCUGGCUGAGGCGGCUUCGAAGUACCUUCAUAAUGUCUCUGGGGAUGGUGGAAUAGCUGUUCUAGCCCCCCGAAUCCUGGCAGACAACUGUCAAAAGGGGUUUCUUGCAAGAGGCGAGCGAGGAGAGCUUUGCGGCCGACUUCUGGUUACAAUUGCGCACGAUAUUGCUUUGACAAGAGACCCUUAUACAAUCGACCCGCCGCUGGAGGAUUCUAAGCCAGGAUUUCAUCGACCUGUCCCUGUUCUGGCCUUUCUCCGUUCACUGUUCGCGAGCGAACAUCACGACACUAUACUGAAGGCAACGCCAGUGUCCGACGAAGAGGAAGGACAAUCUUUGGAGGUCGUGUUUAAGGAUGCGUUUGUUUCUUUCUCUCAUUUCGCUCUUGCCGAGGACUCCGAUAUGCUGUCGUCCAAAGCCCUGAGGACAGCCCUGUUCCGCGGGAUGGCGAUGCAAGCUAAGGACAACCAGCCAUCAAUCGACGCGGUGAUUCCGAUACAUAUGGGGUCUGUUGAUCAGGCUAUCACGACGGAGACCACUUCUGCAAUCAACCUUCAGUUCAAGAACCGGAAGCAUUCUCUCGACUGCCCUGUCGACCGCACAAUCACAGUUGCUGAUGCGAAGAAACCAGUGAUAUCGAUUGUGUUCGAGUUCGGAGAGACGAACAGCACGCUUCCACGCAUACAGGUUCGCCACGAGCAUCAUCGCAGAACCCGAAGCAAUAGAACUCACCCCGACGACAAACACUACUCGUUCAUUACUCGCGGCUUUGGUCCAGAAACCUACGAGUCGAUUCCUGCCGAAGCCACGCACUAUUAUCGGACGAUAUUGGCCACGGGUGGUCUGAAGGAUGAUUUUCCUCGAGCCAAGAGCGCGUGUUCGUGGAGGCUGCUGAGGGAGCUGAAGCCCACUUUCGACGGCACGGACUGUUGCGCUGAAUGGGACAGCUAG
This is a messenger RNA of Rhizoctonia solani, 2577 nucleotides long. RefSeq names its product phosphorylase b kinase regulatory subunit beta. Lineage: Eukaryota; Fungi; Basidiomycota; Agaricomycetes; Cantharellales; Ceratobasidiaceae. The transcript is spliced from 6 exons. Bases 1 to 2577 code for a protein of 858 amino acids. The record is from RefSeq and is a predicted model, not a curated record.